Messenger RNA from Chanos chanos (milkfish), 2547 nucleotides. RefSeq names its product methyltransferase 13, eEF1A lysine and N-terminal methyltransferase (gene mettl13). Bases 138 to 2246 code for a protein of 702 amino acids. The transcript has 8 exons. The record is from RefSeq and is a predicted model, not a curated record. NCBI's taxonomy places the organism in Eukaryota, Metazoa, Chordata, Actinopteri, Gonorynchiformes, Chanidae.
GGAUAUUUUGUUUGGUAGAUGAGCGACAGUGCGUUGGUUUAUGGCUGGCUAAGUGUGCAUUAACAGUCGUAUCUUAAGUUAAAUGUUAAACGAGAUUAAAUUAAGAUAAGGAUCGAUUUUAGAACCAAGGAGUAAGGAUGAACUUGUUGCCUCGCACAGCUGAAGAAUUCAGCUCUGCUGAUUACUGGGAGCGUUUUUUUCGCAAGCGCGGCGAUAAAGCUUUCGAGUGGUAUGGAGAUUACAAUUCCCUCUGUGGCGUGCUGCACAAAUAUAUCAAGCCGCGUGAGAAGGUGUUGGUUUUGGGCUGUGGAAACUCUGAGCUCAGUGAACAGUUGUAUGAUGUGGGAUAUCGAAAUCAGGUCAACAUCGACAUCAGUGAGACCGUAAUCUCUCACAUGAUCCAGCGCAACGCUGAACGUCGCCCUGACCUAACGUUCCAGCGGGUCGACGCCACCCAGACUGGCUUUGAGAGCGCCAGCUUUCAGGCGGCUCUGGACAAGGGUACUUUGGAUGCUAUGGCCUCUGAGGAGGAGGGGGCGUUGGCCAGACGGAUGCUUGAGGAGGUGGGGAGGGUUCUGUCUGUGGGAGGUCGUUAUGUCUGCGUGUCUCUCGCGCAGGAGCAUGUCGUGCAGCUGGCUGUGAGGUGCUUUGCAGAUGCCGGCUGGGCCAUUCGUAUCCACUGCCUGAGUAAACAGGAAGACCAGGGCUCUGAUGCUCCCUCAUUUGGACUACCUGUUUUCAUCCUCGUGUGCACUAAGUUCCGGCAGCCGCCCCCGUUCCCGGUGUUGGAAAUGUGUCAGGGUGAGGAUGGCGCCCCCAGCAGGCUGAAGUCGGUGCCUGAACUGUUAGCUGCGGUGAAGGAGUGCCAGGCCUAUGCCCUGCUGCGGCAGAAGCUCCGGGGUGGUGUGGACUCUGCCAGCUCUCCCACUCUCACCCUGUGUCACACGCCCACUGGACGCCCGCGGUACACCCUCACCGUGCAGGACUGCCCACCCUCGGCCAAGGUGCCCCGUGCCAACCACUUUGCCAUCUUUAUCGUGCCACAGGGUCGAGAGUCAGACUGGCUGUAUAGCUCACCUGAGGGACGUUCCCAGCUAGCGUCCAGUGCUAACUUCAGGCGUUUGGUCAUUGUGGCAAUGCAUCGAGACCAGGAGUAUGCAGACAUGCAAGCCGUCCAAUCAGAACUCUCACCCAUGGUGAUGGAUCUUGCUCCUCCUGCGAUGCCAGCCAAUCAACAGGUGCCGUUCCUGUCAGUGGGGGGUGACCUUGGCUGGCGGGAGGUGAGGGGUCGCGGGGUCAGUGGCCUGACGGGGGAGUACUCUGUGGAGGAUGUUCGAGGGGAGGACGGACACCUGUACCGUAGACUGGUUUUCAUGAACAACGACCAGCUGGUGCAGUCAGAAAGUCGCCUCAGGACCUCAGGCACAGCCACUUCAGCCCAUAAAAAGAAGAACAGAAAAAAGACUAAAGCAUCAGCAGAUCACGCCUCUCGACCUGCUGCUGACUCUGCCCAGUCGGUGGACCGUGGGUUCCUCUGCUGUGCCCACCACAAAGUCAUGGUGGCAGGCUUUGCCAUGCUGGGGAUGGGCUCCAUCGCCAACAAAGAACUACCAGUUUCUGUGUUAGUGGUUGGACUGGGAGGUGGAAGCCUGCCCCAGUUCGUGCGGGAUUUUGUCCCUCAUGUGCAAGUAGAGGUGGUGGAGUUGGACCCUGAGGUUCUGGAAGUGGCACAGACCUGGUUUGGGUUUGAGACUGAUGACAGACUGAAGGUGACCCUGGGAGACGGGCUGCAGCACAUCAGCACUCUGGAGAGUGAAGGUGGACAGUCUUAUGAUGUCAUCAUAUUUGACGUCGACAGCAAGGACCCCACCCUGGGGAUGAGCUGCCCUCCUCCUGCCUUUGUAGAAAUGGCUGUUUUGGAGAGAGUUCGUAAGCUGCUGACUCCAAGAGGUGUCUUCAUGCUGAAUCUGGUGUGUAGGGACUCCGCUCUGCGGCAGGCUGCUCUGGCAGAUGUGCGAGCAGUGUUUCCGUGUGUGUUCUCUCGCAGUAUAGAGGGCGAAGUUAACGAGGUCCUGCUGUGCUCUAAAGGCAGCGCUCAGGAGGGAGAGAAACUCUGUGGCGUCCCACCGACACUGCAACAGGCAGCCAAGGGCCUGCAGGGGGCGCUGUCAGACAACUGUAAAGGCAAAGCAUGCGGGCUGCACAUCGACGUUGUCUCAGAACUGGAGAAGCUCAGGGUGUCAUAAAGACAAGGCUCUGAGAACAGAGGGCAGUUUAAAGACAGAGACUCCAUCUGUCAGGACUCUCACAGCCUUUCACAGCUUUCAUGUGGAAAAUAUGGGGGAAUAUGGACGUUUUUCUGGUUUAAUAAUUCAUUAUGUAUUCAUAAAGUGUGGAGACUGGUCAUUUUUCUUGCCAGUGUGGGCUUUAAGUAAAAUGUUCUUCUUUAAAUCAUGCUUUUUGUCUGUUCCCCUUCUUCCAUAAGCUUAAAUAUUGAGGAGAAUGGCUUUGAAUGACUCUGUUUAUCAGAAAAUGAAUCAGAGUGAA